GAUAGUUCAAACUUCAAGCGCUUUAUAAACCCUAAUUCGAGUAGCGCCCAAAGCUCCCUCUUUCCCUCCAAUGGCGUCCCCCUCCAUCCGAUCCAUGACCCGAGCUUCUAUCUCCCCUCUCAGAGCCUUCAUCUCCAAGACCAUGUCGCCGGCGCCGGCUGCGCGGCCAUCCUCCAUCCUCUCUCCGACGAACCGACGGUCGCAUCUGCUAUCCAGGUCUCCGGUGGAGCUGGGGUGCUGUAGUGGCUCCAUGAUUCCGUUGCACAGCGCUGUGGCUGCGGCGAGGCUGACUUCCCGGCUGAGCACGGCGUCCCGGGGCUGCCGAGAUCUCUUACAGGAUGAUGGUACGUGACUAUUUUUUGCUUCGUCAGUUUGAUACUCUCAAAGAGAUGGGUCUAUCAGUGCCAAGGUGACAAAUGAUGUCAACACUUUUGCUUUUGGCUUGGAGAAUUUAAUUAGUCAACUAAUGUUGCUGCCUUGUAAGACACUUUUUCCCCAGAUACAUUUUGAUCCUUCACAAUGUCUUAGUUUUGAUUCUUCUACUCUUGUUGGGCAUAAUCCCAAGUGUUUAAAAGGAAAGGAAAAAACAUUCUUAUAACGGUGCUGCCAACAUACCCUCAGUGUACUGCAAUUCUAUUAAUAAUUCUUCAUACUGUUUACUUGAUUCUUCUUGUUUGUAAGAGUCUAAGACAAUGUUGGAUUCUUAGUUUCUUAUAUCCAUAAAAGUAAUUCGGCUCA
This is a messenger RNA of Dioscorea cayenensis subsp. rotundata (Guinea yam), 738 nucleotides long. Its product is annotated as protein NUCLEAR FUSION DEFECTIVE 6, mitochondrial-like. NCBI's taxonomy places the organism in Eukaryota, Viridiplantae, Streptophyta, Magnoliopsida, Dioscoreales, Dioscoreaceae. The record is from RefSeq and is a predicted model, not a curated record. The transcript has 4 exons. Bases 71 to 352 code for a protein of 93 amino acids.